GUUUGGGCGCGCGGUGUUCCGUAGGCGCGUCAGCACACACCAAUCGUCAGAGUGGCAAGAUGGCUACCGAACCAAAUAAGACCGAAAUUCUUACCAUUUUCAAGCGAUUAAGGUCGAUUCCCACAAACAAGGCGUGUUUCGACUGCGCUGCCAAAAACCCCAGCUGGGCCAGCAUUUCACACGGCGUGUUCCUGUGCAUCGACUGCUCUGGAAUCCACCGCUCGCUGGGAGUUCACCUCAGCUUCAUCAGAUCAACGGAGUUGGACUCCAACUGGAACUGGUUCCAGCUGCGAUGCAUGCAGGUUGGAGGGAACGCUAACGCAACGGCUUUCUUCCGCCAGCAUGGCUGCUCCACAAAGGACACCAACGCCAAGUACAACAGCCGCGCGGCCCAGAUGUACAGGGAGAAGAUCCGGCAGCUGGCGAACGCUGCUCUGUCCAAGUACGGAACAGAGCUGUGGAUCGAUUCUCCUGCAGGAGGACCCCCCCCGACUCCCGACAAGAGAGACUCAGACUUUUUCGCCGAGCACACGCAGGCUGACUGGAACAUAGCGCCCCCUGCUGAGAAAGAGCAGAACGGAGGAGCCCCCACCCCCCAGCUGCUGGACGCGUCGUCCAAAUCCCAGGAUGAUGGACAGCCGGAGGAAGGGCCCAGCAUCGAAGGGCUGAGCACAUCGCCCAAAGCUUCCCUGGAUGUGAAGUCCUCCAUCAUUGGAAAGAAGAAGCCCAUGGCUGCCAAGAAAGGGCUGGGGGCAAAGAAGGGUCUGGGCGCCCAGAAGGUGAGCAGUAAGAGCUUCUCUGAGGUGGAGAAGCAGGCUCAGGUGGCGGAGAAGCUGAGGGAGGAGCAGGCCGCCGUGGCCAAGAAACAAGCCGAGGAGUCCAUAGUCACCUCCAUGCGCCUGGCCUACAAAGAGCUGGAGAUCGACCGCAAAAUGGAGGACAGGAAGCUCCAGAACCUGGAGGGGAAGAAGAGGGAGCAGGCGGAGCGGCUGGGCAUGGGCUUCGGCAACAGGAGCGCCGUGUCUCACUCCGUGACAUCAGAGAUGCAGGUGAUUGAGCAGGAAACGCCUGUUGGAGCCAAGUCCUCCUCUCGCUCCAAACUGGACAUGUUCGAUGAGCCGGGCUUCACCUCCGGACCCCCAAAAUACAAGGACAACCCGUUCACGGUGGGAGACGCCUUCGGAUCGCGGUGGGACUCUGAGGGAGGGACGGCCUCGUUCGCCGCCUCCUGGGCCCUGGAGAAGGAGGAGCCCAAAGAGGAGGUCACCAUUUCAAGUGUUCAGCCCGUUGGAGAGAGGCUUCCCAGCCGGAGAAAAGCCGAGGCGUCCGCUCCUGGGUCAGAGUCCAGCAAGGCCCGGCAGAAGUUUGCCAACGCCAAGGCCAUCUCCUCAGACAUGUUCUUUGGUCGUGAGAGCAGCGCUGAGUAUGAGGCCAAAACCCGGCUGGAGAGUCUGUCUGGCAGCACCUCCAUCAGCUCCGCCGACCUGUUUGGAGAAGACGGCGAGCAGAAAGGGAGGACGUCCGGCUACGACGGCGUGCUCCCCGCAGGGCCAGACAUGGCUCAGUUCAAACAAGGGGUGAAAACCGUGGCGGGGAAGAUGGCUGUCCUGGCGAACGGCGUGAUGAACACCAUCCAGGAUCGCUACGGCUCCUACUGAGUGGCAGCCCCCCCAGAGGGAGGACACGCCCCCAGGCCAUCCACCGGCCUCCUGAUUGGCCCGCGUGUACUGGAGGGAAGAGCAGCAUCGGAUCCAGGAGCAGACUCCUCCCUCGUCAGACUGAACUUUAUUUUCCUAAGUGAAACCAUCAGAGGACAAAACCAAACUUCUGCUGGGACGUCCCGUUGGUCUGAGAUUUUCAAGAUGAGUGAGGUCCUUCUAGGUUCUCUUCUUCAGAACUCUGUGUUGAUUUGGACUCCUGCAUCAGCGGUUCAGCGGUGACGUUCAGAACACCAGCUCAUGUGGAUUCAAACCCGGCUCCUGUGAUGAGAACCGAUGGCUCCCUGUCGGCCCAUCGGACGCUGAAACCGCUUCACUGGCCUGGUAGGAACUGGCUUCAGUGUGUCCCUGAAUAAAACCACCCCCCCCCCCCCUUCAGAACCACAAGAAAGUUUGACCCACAGUCCCAAUUUAGGAAUUGGUCCACCAGAACCAUCCCAAAACAGCUGUCCGCCAUGAAAACAUGUCUCCAGCAUGUUCAGACCGCCCCCUCCCUGGUAAUGGCAGACCUGAUGAGGUCUGACCCCCCCAGAAAGCCUCCAGCAAGCAGAGCCCAACAAUGAAAGUAUUUAUUUGUAGGCUACAAAAAUAAAUGGAUUCAGAACUCA
This is a messenger RNA of Oryzias latipes (Japanese medaka), 2326 nucleotides long. It is a transcript of the gene arfgap2, whose product is annotated as ADP-ribosylation factor GTPase activating protein 2. Gene Ontology annotation, molecular function: GTPase activator activity. Gene Ontology annotation, biological process: COPI coating of Golgi vesicle. The record is from RefSeq and is a predicted model, not a curated record. Lineage: Eukaryota; Metazoa; Chordata; Actinopteri; Beloniformes; Adrianichthyidae.